CUGAGGUCAUGCAAGACCUGUAGACCCUCUUUGCCACGAUUCGCAAUGGCAACACCGAAACAGAUACAAGCGUCAUUUCUUACUGAGCAUUUUGGCUGGACUCCAAUUUCUUUCAUAGAUGAGGUCAUUAAUUCCAUAAACGUGAUCAUAACCCAAGGGACAGACUCAAUCGAACAAGCGUUAUUGAGUGCCGAUGCAGGUCGCGACCUAGGCUGGUCGGCGAAGGCUGCCUCGAAUAAUCAAAUCCCAGAUACCGAAACAGGCGAGGAUGGUGUGACGAAGGAGGUCUUCGGCGAUGACCCCAAGAAUGAAAUUGAAGAGGGUGUGCUUAAGCUCGAGACAUUGCUCGAGAAUACAGUGGACAAGAACUUCGACAAAUGGGAGAUCUGGGUGCUGCGCAACGUCUUGAGCCUAGGGAAGGACUGGGAAGGCUCAGAAGGCUGGAUACGGUUAAAGGGCUACGAAAAUCUCCAUCUACCAACCUCAACGACCCUGGAAGACCAGGCUCCUACGCCUGAAUCCCUCAUGUCACUUCGCCGCAAGCUUCAAGAGACCCAAAAACUUCAUACCCUACUUCUCGCAGAGAAAGCGCGCAAUCAUGCUGUUCUCACACAACUGAAUCCCCUCCUCACACCACAAAGCCAACCACCGAAGACCUCGCCUCUACCUAAACAAGAACCCAAAUCCUCCACGUCACCUCUCAACCCUACGAAGUUGACUGACGCAAGACCCGAUUUUUCCUUUAUAACCACACAGCAACCUGGCUCGCUGCAGAGCAAUACGACAUUCCCAUUGACACAGCUCCCACUUCUAAGAAAGCAUUUGGACGCGCUCAGACCAUACUUGAAAGGCUUGCCGGCCGAGCCAGGGCUGCCACGGACCGAGGCAGGCAUGAGAGCAAGAGAGAGAAGCGAAUACGUAGAGGCUCAGACACGCAGAAUACUAGAGCGACGAGGAGUAGAUGUACAAGGAGGCGUAGGCGGUGGGCUCGGUCGCAGAGUUGCUCCGGACGAGGUCAGGGCACUGGAGCAGGUUGUGGAUAUACUGGGAAGGAACCGAAGCGAGGAAGAAGAGGAAGAACACCACCCACAGGAUAAGAUGGAUCUUGAUGAAUAAAUGUUGUAACGCCGAAAAAUUACGGAAUCUGCUUCAAGCGCGGCGUUUGUGGGCGCAUUAUAUCGGCGUUGGAGAGGGCAUCUAUGGAUGACCUGGGCCCAGAAGAGCCUGCUUGCGACCAAUGCAGGAUAGUCAGACUUAUAUUGGGACUUUCAGUUCCUGUAAGGCAAUGUGUACAGAUCUUACGCUAACGCAGCGGAAUUCGAACCUCAAGAUGAUCUCGAACC
Pseudovirgaria hyperparasitica is the source of this 1343-nucleotide messenger RNA. RefSeq lists its product as uncharacterized. The record is from RefSeq and is a predicted model, not a curated record. Gene Ontology annotation, biological process: mitotic sister chromatid segregation; kinetochore assembly; protein localization to kinetochore. Bases 46 to 1116 code for a protein of 356 amino acids. NCBI's taxonomy places the organism in Eukaryota, Fungi, Ascomycota, Dothideomycetes, Acrospermales, Acrospermaceae. The transcript is spliced from 3 exons. Gene Ontology annotation, cellular component: nucleus; chromosome, centromeric region.